UAUCAAGAUCUAGUUAUCACCAGUUGUUGCCUUAUUUGUAGGGCAAUGACUGCCCCGCCAGUUUGAUAAGAGAAUUGUGGCUAAUGCAUACGAUCAUGUGGCUGUGCAGAGUUUGUUCUUAGGCACAUCGGGAGUCUUAUUGUUCCGGUCGAGACAGUUGCCCCGUAGGCACCUUAUCCAUUAUCAGCCAACGCUUGUUGCUUGUUCAACCUCCACGCUUUUUUCCCGCGUUCUGCCAGUUGCGAUUACGACAGAAACUCCGACUAGCCCGAACCACUUCAACAUCAGUGGCGCAUCUUAAUUAAGGUCGCUUGAGAACUACAUUGAUAUGGCGCACGGCGCUGAGGACUGUGCAUCCGUGCUAGAGCAAUUCGUUCAUGAUGUUGCGAAUCUGCCAGCGGAAAUCAACCACUUGAUGGAAGAGAUCCAGGCCAAAGACAAAACCAUCCAAGAAUGUCGCACUACGAUCAAUUCGAGAGAUAAUAGCUUACAAAAAUUCAUCAAAAUGAAUGGCAGUCUGACGCCGAAUCCCAAAGAAGAGCAAUACGGAAAGGUCAUACUACAGAAUCUUGACAAAUCGCAACAGCUACAGGAUGAGAAGAUACAAUUGAGUGAGAAAGCCUGCGUCUUGUUAGACCGGCAAAUCAAGAAACUGGAUAUCAAAAUUCGUGACUUGCAGAAUGACGGUAUUCUUUCAAGCGAUCCUCCCUUGCCCUCUCUCUUCAACAACAGCGACCAAUACCGAGACCCCCCAAAGAUCUUUUUUCCCGACUCCGCCUCCGACUCCAAUUCAUACAACUCUCCCCUACAUCCUACGUCCGGGAACGCCAACGUUAUAAUAGGCGCCACUCAGAGACUCAAUCAAUCUCUGGCCCGAUCAGCGGGUGUGGCUGCCCUAGGCUCUCCGACUGCUGCGCGAAGCUCAGCUCCCGCAACCCCCGCCGGUGGCACAGCUCAUUUUCACCAACGACAACGCGAAUCAUCAGCUGGCGCUGUGGAGAACAAGCGACGGCGUUUGAACCCUUCACUAGGAACGCUGCCAGCAGCAUCGUCGAAUCUCCGACAAUCCUCUUUAGGUCCCGGCACACCCAAAGGAGGUACACCAGCCUCUAGUCGUGCUGGUAGUGCCGGGCCACGCUCAUCAAGCACAACGAAAAAGGCUUUGACCAAGAAGGUUGCACCUCACCAACAAUUGAAAAAGAUCAAGGCAUCAUCUGGACUGAAUGGCAAAUCAACUAAACGGUCCUCCAGCGCCAGUGGCCGUAUCAAGCUUACUACAAAGAAAUCGCCUUCUGCCCCCGGCGGCGAUGAAGACGAGGAUGAUUCGAUGCUCAGCAGCGCUGAUGUCUCAGAUUCCGAGAACAACAGCGAUGCCCGGCGUGGAGAUGAUGACAUGGAAGAAGAGGAAGAAGACGAGGGCAACGAAGACACCAAGGUCUAUUGUACUUGUCGCAGCGUUAGCCAUGGCGACAUGGUUGCUUGCGAUAACGAAAAUUGCGAAUUUGAGUGGUUUCACUGGAAGUGCGUCGGUUUGACCAGGGAGCCUGUAGGCACAUGGUUUUGUCCUCAGUGUGCAGCCAAGUUAAAUAGUUGAUCAUACCCUCUAGUUUACCUUGAUAUUUAGCCUGUUAUAAUUUUUUUUUAAAUUGAUUGUCAUCUCAUUCGAUUGAGCAAUUCAAUAGCUCUUGUAGAUAUUCAGCCUUCCGCCGUUUCAUAAGGUACAAAGAUUAGGCCACGAAAUGAAGCAAACCGAUAGCUUCUGUUAGAACCGAACCAU
Messenger RNA from Aspergillus pseudotamarii, 1777 nucleotides. Its product is annotated as putative PHD finger domain protein. Gene Ontology annotation, biological process: regulation of DNA-templated transcription. NCBI's taxonomy places the organism in Eukaryota, Fungi, Ascomycota, Eurotiomycetes, Eurotiales, Aspergillaceae. Gene Ontology annotation, cellular component: nucleus; Rpd3L-Expanded complex; Rpd3L complex. Bases 329 to 1594 code for a protein of 421 amino acids. The record is from RefSeq and is a predicted model, not a curated record. The transcript is spliced from 2 exons.